AUGCGCAUGACCCGCCCUCGCCACCACGUGCGCACGCUGCUGUAUAAGAACGCGCUGCUCAAGAGGCGCCACCCGAUCCGCCUCAUCUUUGAGCUCGUGCUGCCCGUCGUCUUCAUCGUGAUCCUUGGCAUCUUGAAGGGGCAGGCCGCUGACAUCACCGUGCCGAGCGGCUGGUCGGACAACAUGGAGUCGACGUUCUCGUCGUCGGCCUCCGUCGCGCCGACGUACUCGGUCUACCUAGGCUACCCGGCCACGUCGCCGGCGCCGGCCAAGUUUGCUGCGACCGAGGCCACCAUCUCGGGUCUUCUAUUGCGGCUGAGCGCCAUGUCACUCGCCGAGGGCCGAGGCCUCGACGAUCUCUCGGCUUCGGACCGCCAGACCUGCUCGUCGCUCUUCCUCUUUAAUGGCGAUGUGAGCAUCGAUUCGACGUCCCCGCACGCCGUGCCGACAGCCUGCGCCGGCAAGGUCGUACCGUACAAGCUCGCGAUUGUGCCCGACACGACGUACACACGGGCGUACUUUGCGGCUGCCGUCCACGCAUGGUACCCGCGCGUGCCGCUGACCAACGCCUCGCGCAGCCUCACGAUCCCGAGCCUCCUCGACGCCAUAGCCUUUUACCCUGACGAGGCAGCGCUCGACGACUACGUCUCAG
Saprolegnia parasitica CBS 223.65 is the source of this 652-nucleotide messenger RNA. RefSeq lists its product as hypothetical. NCBI's taxonomy places the organism in Eukaryota, Oomycota, Saprolegniomycetes, Saprolegniales, Saprolegniaceae. The annotation marks the transcript as partial. The transcript has a single exon. The record is from RefSeq and is a predicted model, not a curated record.